Molecule: messenger RNA, 1139 nt
Organism: Aspergillus ruber CBS 135680
Lineage: Eukaryota; Fungi; Ascomycota; Eurotiomycetes; Eurotiales; Aspergillaceae
Product: DUF2293 domain-containing protein
Exons: 2
Coding region: 291-1139 (282 amino acids)
Source: RefSeq, a predicted model, not a curated record
GCCGUAAUCAAACCAGAAACCACUGCAAAGCAACAUUCUAGAAAGAAACACAGGUAUAUCAAAUCAAAUAAAGCAGAGAUCGCCUCUAUAAUGACCUAGGGCAACUACAAAUAACCAAGAGACUUGACAAGUCAUGACCGGCAUCAUUUAGCAACAGCUCCUGCAGCAUUCCAUCCCCUCACCACCUCGAUGAUUCACUCGCCCCCAAGGUGUGCAUAAUCCGGUGUAUACUAACGCCUCCUCUCUUUCCUUUUCUUAUCCAAUCUAUAUACUCCUUGCCCUGAAGUGAAAUGGCCCCCUCAAAGAAGAGAUCCUCCCCCGGGACCCCGAGGAAGCACAUCAACGCCCGCAAAAUCACAAAGACCUCUCGAUCCCCCACCUCCAUCCUCGCCCAAGCACGCAAGAACAAUCUCAUCAAAGCACUAGGAACCAGCACAACAGGCCAAUCCAAGAGCCAAGAUCGGCAAGCGAAGAAAUACUCAAAAUACAAGCGCGGCGUCCUCCCGGUUUCGCAUAAGCUAUUUGAGCAGAAUUGUUUUGAAAGGGAGCCAUUGCCGUCAGGCUAUGUGUUCGUGCCCAAGGGCGAUGUCUACGUCACGAGACACUGUCGGAGUAAGACGAGGGAGGCGAGGAGGGUGGUUUAUUUAGUUUAUAAUAAUGCCGCAAAACGAACCCUUGGCCUCCGCGUCCCCGCCGACAUUUACUCCUCCGUCCUCCACUCCGCCGCUGCAACCGCCUCCUCGCGCGCAAACACCGUGCACGCCCGCGAUGCGAAAGAUACCUCGCGAUUUAAAGAACUCCUCCGCUCACAGUUCCCAUUAAUGCCGGCAGACUCACUAGAAACCAUCAUCAAUCAUGCGUUCCUGAAGGGGUCUGGCCGUGUUGGGCGGACAGGGAUGAAGUCCGAUGAACAUAAGGCGGAUUUGGCUGUGGAAGCACAUAUAAGACAUAUACAUACGCCAUAUGAGGAGUUUCUGAAUGCGGGUGCUGACCGGAGGGAGGCGAGGGAGGCAGUUUGGGAGACGGUGAAGGCUAUUAAGAUGGCUUGGGAGGGGGGCGGGAGGGAGGUGACGCCGCUUACUCUGCGAGGGAGGACGGACUCUGAUAUGGAUUUGGAAAUUAUUGAGGUGGAGGACUAA